AUGAAUAUACAAGUUCUAUCAAUCUCUUCUCCUCUUAUAUGGUAUCAGAGCGGGUUAUACAAUCCUGACUCUCUUUUCUUUCUCGAUCUUCCUCACCCUCUCAUCCCCUUCAUUCUUUUCCUCUUAUCUUACAUUAACUCCAUCAUGUCCACUACAACGGCAGAGACAGUAGAUCUCACACCCGCUACCCUCUUGAACAUCAACAUGUCGAAUGUUACAAAACUGACAUCGACAAACUACAUGAUGUGGAGUCUUCAAGUUUAUGCCUUGCUUGAAGGCUAUGAACUAGCCGGACAUCUCGACGGAACCAACCCACCACCGUCCCCGACAAUCACCACCGAAGGAGUCGAAACCACGAAUCCUGCCUACGCGCUAUGGCGGCGCCAAGACAGACUGAUCUUCAGUGGUCUGAUUGGCUCCAUCGUAGUCUCGAUUCAGCCGAUUGUCUCCACAGCCAAAACUGCCUCAGACAUAUGGACCACUCUUGCUGCUACGUACGCCAAACCCAGCAGAGGCCACAUCCAGCAACUCCGACUUCAGAUCCGUCAAUGGAGCAAAGGCACCAAGACCAUUGAUGAAUAUAUUCAAGAACCAAACGCCAGAGUUCCUCCGUCCAUUUGCAUCGCAGGAAAAUAUGGUCUCUGUUUUCAACAAAAGAAUUGCACAAGCAGCAGCAAAGAGACGAAGUGUUUCAGCUUCAAGAGAACAAAGAAGAAGAAGAAAGAAGAGGAGAAAAUGAUAGUAUCUACAGAAAUCGCAAAGAGAUGGAGAGAUCUGAGCGGUCAAAACCAUUGGAAAGGGAUGCUACAGCCGUUGGAUCAAGAUCUCUGGGAGUAUAUCAUACAUUAUGGGGAGAUGGCUCAGGCUGGUUAUGAUACUUUCAAUAUAAACACUGAAUCUAAAUUCGCCGGCGCUAGCAUUUACUCCAGAAAAGAUUUCUUUGCCAAGGUUGGUUUAGAGAAAGCGCAUCCGUAUACUAAGUACAAAGUGACCAAGUUUCUAUACGCAACAUCACAUAUCCACGUGCCUGAGUCAUUCCUAUUGUUCCCGUUGUCACGUGAGGGAUGGACAAAGGAAUCAAACUGGAUGGGUUACGUAGCGGUGACAGACGACCAAGGCACUGCGGUUCUUGGCCGAAGAGAUAUAGUCGUCGCUUGGAGAGGUUCAGUGCAACCACUUGAAUGGGUCAAUGACUUCGAAUUCGGUUUAGUGAACGCCCAAAAUAUCUUCGGUGAGAAAAAUGAUCAAGUACAAAUCCAUCAAGAUUGGUACUCAAUCUACAUGUCUGAGGACGAACGAUCACCUUUUAGUAAGGCCAAUGCGCGUGAUCAGGUAUUGCGAGAGAUUGGGAGAUUGUUGGAGAAGUAUAAGGACGAAGAAGUUAGUAUAAGUAUAUGUGGUCAUAGUCUUGGAGCUGCACUCGCCACGCUCAAUGCUUCGGAUAUAGUGGCUAAUGGUUAUAACCGACCAAAGAGCCGUCCUGACAAAUCUUGUCCUGUUACGGCCUUUGUCUUUGCUAGUCCUCGUGUUGGAGAUUCUGAUUAUAGGAAACUCUUCUCCGGAUUGGAAGAUCUCCGAGUAUUACGGGUAAAGAAUCUACCGGACGUAGUUCCGAUCUAUCCACCAUUAGGCUACGCCGAAGUCGGAGAAGAGCUUUCCAUUGACACAAGAAAGUCGCAAUACAUGAAAUCUCCAGGAAACUUCGCGACGUUUCACUGCCUAGAAUCUUACUUGCAUGGCGUUGCGGGGACUCAAGGAACGAGCAAAAGUGACAUAUUCAGACUUGAUGUGAAAAGAGACAUUGGACUGGUCAACAAAUCAGUCGACGGGCUAACAGACGAAUGUAUGGUCCCAGGAAAUUGGAGGGUUCUUAAAAACAAAGGUAUGGUCCAGCAAGACGAUGGCUCUUGGGUUUUAUUGGACCAUGAGAUCGAUGAUAAUGAAGAUUUUGAAUUCUGAUUUUAUUCAUUUAUUAUUUAUUUAUUUUUGGGUGUUUUUUUUGCUAAAAUUUGGGAUGUCGAUGAUUGGAAAAAACUAUAUAUGUAUUUCAUCUUUUAAAUUUGUACUUUUGUUUGUUUGUUU
Brassica napus (rape) is the source of this 2082-nucleotide messenger RNA. RefSeq names its product phospholipase A1-IIgamma-like. The transcript is spliced from 5 exons. Bases 1 to 1959 code for a protein of 652 amino acids. Gene Ontology annotation, biological process: lipid metabolic process. Gene Ontology annotation, molecular function: glycerophospholipid phospholipase A1 activity. Lineage: Eukaryota; Viridiplantae; Streptophyta; Magnoliopsida; Brassicales; Brassicaceae. The record is from RefSeq and is a predicted model, not a curated record.